This is a messenger RNA of Heterotrigona itama, 3211 nucleotides long. Lineage: Eukaryota; Metazoa; Arthropoda; Insecta; Hymenoptera; Apidae. The record is from the annotation of a GenBank genome assembly.
AUGGCUUCUCAUCCUCUGGAUUAUUUAAAUAAUUCCAGAGAAUGGGUGGCCAUUCUUGUUACUACUUUGUCACUAUGCUCUUUUAGUAUUUGUAGUAGUAUUUUUUUUUUCUUCUCCAUCAUCGUUUUGGGCAAAUCGCGGUAUUUUCUUGUUAGUGUUGCGAAAAAUUGAUUACGGGUUGAAUUAGAGUUGCGAAAUAGUUUUGAGCCUGUUUAUUAGUAUUGCGAGUAAUUGAUUAAAAUUUAAAUUAAAGUUGAAGAAAUGAUAAUCGUAUUUGCUUUAGUUGCGAAUUAUGAUAAUCCAAGUCCGCGAUUGUUUUUUGCAAUUUUGAUUGUUAAUUUUGAUUGUUAAUUUUCAUAGUUGUCUUAGUGUUGUAUUAAUUUAUUUUGCUUUCUGUUGUUUUAAAUUAUAUUAUAGUCAUAUAUAUUAUAAUCAUUGUUUUUAAUUAAUUUAGAAUGCUAGAGUAUCUAGCAUUUUAAAAAUAAUUUUUUGUCCGUAGCUUUUGUAUUGUUGAUAAUAAUUUUCAUUGAAUUUGGUUUUAGAGUUGCGACAUUAUUUCAUCGGGGUUUCUAAUUACUUUUACUCUUACAGUUGCGAUAAUGAAUGAUCGCGUUUCUUAAAAUAGCGUUGCAUUUACAAAAAAAUUGGCAUUCGAUGCAUUCCUUUUUAGCGGUAUUUUCAGCACUGCAUUUAUUACUGAAAAUAUUGCUAAAAAUAUAUAUUUAAUUUUGUUAAAUUUUAUUAUAAAUUUAAUAUUCAUAUGUAUGACUGAUUUCCAGUGUCAUAUAUGAAGUAAAAUAAGAAAGUAUUGCAGCAAUUAAAUAUUUAAAUAUUACAAUGAAAAUUUAAAAUUCUUUUUUACAAAAUAAUUAAAUAGUGUUUUGUAGAAUAUUAGCUUAUUUUGAAAUAUGAGUUAGUAUCCAAUUUUUUGUUACUGGUUGUCAGUAAUAAUGAUUGUUCGCCAUCAGAGUUAUUUUUUUAUCAUUUUUUUUUAUUUUCUCUAUUCUAAAUGUUUCAACAAUAAAAUAGAAUUAUUUUACUUAUAUUCGAAUUUCGUGUGCGUAAAUCUUCUUGGUUUAUUUAUAUACCUCAUCUGUGUUUCUAUCUGCUGUUAAUGUGACAUUCUUAUUUAUCUUAAAUCGAUAAAGUUGCAUGCGUUACAAGAUGAGAUAAUCAGAAUUUCUGAAAUUGUAAAGGUUGAUUGAAACGUAUCAUGUUUUGUCUCUGUCUGUAUAUUCGUACAUUUAAAUUGUAGAAGGCAUAGUUUUUUCGAACGAUUGAUAUUUUAAAACAUAUAAAAACUCUAUAACCCACGUUUAAAACCCCUAUAAAAUGCUAGGUCUAUUUUGUAUUUCUUUUGUGGUAAUAUUUGAUUCAUAGUUACUUUUGUGGAUUGGUAUCUCAUAUCAUUAUCAUGGGUACAUAUAGGAAUUAUAUGAAAUUAUUAGAAUCUUGGCCCCUAGAUAAUUCAAAACCUGGCAGAGACUUAGCUCAACACAUUCGUGAUCAUUUAAAACUUGCUUUUGCAAAGGGUGAAGCUAGUGAAGUAAACCGUGAACAAUGUGAUCGUUAUUACAUGAUUUUAAAGAGAAUUUCUUCCAAUCAUUAUGGACAGAUGUAUAAUCGUACACUUUCAAGCACUGCCAGUGGAUUAACAAAAGAUCAAUGUAAUUUAAUACUUACACCAGAAGGACAAAAUGACACAAUAGAUCUAGAGAAUAAUAGAAAAUAUAGUGAAAUAACAAACAAAACUGAUCAUGAUGUUGAUAAUGUAUCUCAUAUACCAGUUAUGACUAAUGAAGUAUUACAUUAUUUGAAGCCAUCUCCGGGAAAAGUUUUUGUGGAUAUGACAUUUGGGGCUGGUGGACACUCUAAGAGAAUCUUGGAAUCUUCGUCUGAUGUCAAAAUAUUUGCCUUGGAUAGAGAUCCUAUUGCACACCAGCAUGCACAAAUUUUGUCAGAAAAAUAUCCUGGACAAGUAAUACCUUUACUGGGUAGAUUUUCUGAAUUGCCAGAACUGCUUUGUACAUAUAAAGUAAAUGUAAAUAGCAUAGAUGGCUUCUUGUUUGACUUUGGUUGUUCAUCCAUGCAAUUUGAUGUUGCUGAAAGAGGAUUUUCUUUGUCAAAAAAUGGUCCUUUAGAUAUGAGAAUGGAUGGUUUUAGAUGUUCAGAAGAACCUACAGCUGCUGAAGUUCUAGAGAAAAUAACAGAACAUGACUUGGCUAAAAUUUUAAAAAUUUAUGGUAAUGAAAAGAAAGCUAAAAAAAUUGCACGUGCCAUUAUAGAGGCUCGCUAUACUUUUAGGAAUCUAAAAACUACGCAAGAAUUAGCUCAACUUGUUGAUUCUGUAGUUUCUGAAAAGAGAGUUGAUCAACUUGGUAGACAUGCUCACUGUGCAACAAAAACAUUUCAAGCAUUAAGAAUUUUCGUAAAUAAUGAAUUAAAUGAGAUUAACUAUGGUAUUGUUAUGGCUGGAAUAUAUUUAAAACUCAAUGGUCGUUUAAUAACUAUAUCUUUUCAUUCUCUGGAAGACACCAUUGUUAAAAGACACAUGACAGGAAAUAUAACAGAAACUGUAUCUAAUAUAAAAUCAUUAAAAUAUUCAGAUUAUGGCAAAUAUUACAGUUCAUAUGAAAUGGAAGUUUUCAAUCGAACACCUUGGAAAAUGUUGCAUAAACAUGUAAUAAUACCUACACCAGAAGAAAUAAAUAAAAAUCCACGUUCGCAUUCUGCAAAAUUUCGAGCUAUCAUACUUACCUCUCCUACCAUAGGUACUAUAAAGCCUGCUCCUACUGAUACAAAUAUAUCAGUAAUUUUGAGCGUGAAACCUGUAGGUGCACCUUUAAUUGAUGGAUCACCUGUUAGGGAGUUUGAUGUUUUUGCCAUGCAAAGUGGUAGUUUAUCAUAGCCUAGUUGGUUGUACUUUUUGAUUUUCUCUUGAAUCUAUAUUCGUAAUUAUUAAUUGUAUAUAUAAUUGUACAGAUUCUGUAUAAUUGAUAGAUAUGAAACAAAAAUAUUCUACAAACUAUUGCUUACCUUGUCUGUAAGUACAACUUUUCCAGCUCCAUACAUUUCUUUGGCAAUGGUAUCUAUUUUUUCUUCGAUACCAACAUUAAGAUCAUACAAUAAUCUGAAAUUACUAAUUUUAUUUGUAGCAGCUAUGACUGCAUCAGCAAGUUCUAUGGCGCCAGCACCACCCUCCGCCCAAUGA